GGCAGUGGCGGUGGCAGCUGGGAGAGGCGCCAUCCCGGUCCCAACCCGCUCGACCCGCAGGACCCCAGCCCCGACGCCUACUGCAACCUGGUCAUCCUGGCUGUAGCCAACAGGGACGCUGCAGAGGAGUCCUGCGCACUCAUCUGUCAGGUCUUCCAGAUCAUCUAUGGGGACCAGAGUAUUGAGUGUGUGGACCGGGCUGGCUACCACUACACAUCCACGCCCGAACGGCCGUGGCUCUGCAGCCGCAGUGAGAGCUGCCGCACAGAUGGAACGUACGCCUAUGAUGCCGACUUCAGCUGCUGCAGCUCCUUCAAUGGCUCCCAGGACACCUUUGAAGCAUGUUACAGCGGCACGUCCACACCUUCUUUUCACGGCUCCCACUGCAGCGGCAGCGACCACAGCGGUCUGGGCUUGGAGCAGUUACAGGAUUACAUGGUCACGUUGCGGAGUAAGCUGGGGCCCCUCGAGAUCCAGCAAUUUGCACUGCUGCUGCGGGAGUACCGGCUGGGGCUGCCCAUCCAGGACUAUUGCACAGGCCUGCUGAAGCUCUAUGGAGACCGGCGCAAGUUCCUCCUCCUCGGGAUGCGGCCCUUCAUCCCGGACCAGGACAUCGGCUACUUUGAGGGCUUCCUGGAGGGCGUGGGCAUCCGCGAGGGCGGCAUCCUCACUGACAGCUUCGGCCGCAUCAAGCGCAGCAUGAGCUCCACGUCGGCCUCUGCGGUGCGCAGCUACGAUGGCGCGGCGCAGCGGCCCGAGGCACAGGCCUUCCACCGGCUGCUGGCUGACAUCACACACGACAUCGAGGCGCUGGCCCCCGAUGACGACGAUAACGACGACGAUGAGGAGGAUGAGCCCCGGGGCUCCAGGGGUGGGAGCGACGCUGCCGAAGACAACUACCUGUAGCCACCGCCCCUGCGGACGGUGUGGCCCCGCAGCCCACCUCCGAGUCUCAGCUUUGCCUGGGCGACCCUAUCCCCGGGGGAGACCCUGUCCCCAGGGCCCGCUCAUCACACCUGGCGGGGGCGGGGGUGUCUUCACUCCAGGGUCUCGCUCCCUGCCUUUGGGGCCCGGGACCCUGCAGUACCGAGAGUGUCCUGCAGCGGGUGAGCGAAGCCGGGCCCUAAAGACCGGGGCAGUCACCCGGGGCUCCCGUGCCGCUCUGCCAGGCUGGGGCUGGGCAGCGAUCCCCAGAAGCCCAGAGGGGUCGGCCCCAGAACACCUCCUCCCGGGGACGCCGCAGCUUUCUGGAGGCUGAGGAAGGCAUGAAGAGUGGGCUCCACCUGCUGGCAGACUGAGAAAAGAAUUUCCAGAAUUGGAUCCUAUUUUACAGAUCGGAAAACUAUGGUUCAAAAAGAGGGGAAAGGGCUUGAGGGAAUCUCCUGAUUCUCCUUAUAUGACCUCAAACUGACCAUACUAAAUAGUGUAGAAGGUCUUCUUAAGGCUCUAAAUGUUAGGGUCUCCCGUCCCCUGAUGCCUGACUUGUACAGUCAGUGUAGAGUAGACGGUUUCCUCCACCCAGGGUUGACUCGGGGGCGAUCUGGGUCCCAUUCUGGCCUCAAGACCCCAAACAAGGUGUCCGUUCAACUCUUGGAUUUGGAGCCAGGCCGACCUGGAGCCUCUGUCUGGUUAGUGUCAUAACCUCUGUGUGCUCCCGUUUCCCCACCUGUCCAGUGAGCUCAGCCCCCAUCCACCUAACAGGGUGGCCAUAGGGAUUACUGAGGGUUAAGACCUUAGAGCUGAGUCUAGCACAUGAUAAGUGCUCAAUAAAUAUUCCUUUCCACAUCAAA
This is a messenger RNA of Mandrillus leucophaeus (drill), 1790 nucleotides long. Its product is annotated as cerebral cavernous malformations 2 protein-like. The record is from RefSeq and is a predicted model, not a curated record. NCBI's taxonomy places the organism in Eukaryota, Metazoa, Chordata, Mammalia, Primates, Cercopithecidae. Bases 436 to 906 code for a protein of 156 amino acids. Gene Ontology annotation, biological process: heart morphogenesis. The transcript has 6 exons.